Molecule: messenger RNA, 5839 nt
Organism: Anolis carolinensis (green anole)
Lineage: Eukaryota; Metazoa; Chordata; Lepidosauria; Squamata; Anolidae
Gene: mvb12b
Product: multivesicular body subunit 12B
Exons: 10
Coding region: 193-1170 (325 amino acids)
Biological process (GO): regulation of epidermal growth factor receptor signaling pathway; viral budding; virus maturation
Cellular component (GO): late endosome; ESCRT I complex
Source: RefSeq, a predicted model, not a curated record
UUCGGAGGCGGCGUCAGGCUCGGCUGGGCCGCCUCCCUCCGCCUUUCCAUGGCCCCAGCCGGCGGCCUGGGCUCCUGAUAAGGCUCCGGGAAGGGGCCCGGCUCCGGUAAGGACCGCCAUCGCCUCGCCUUCCUCCUAUUCCUCUUCCUCUUCCUCCUCCUCCCGCUGCUUCUGCCUCCCCGCCGCCGGGCAAUGAGAAGCUGCUUCUGCUUGAAGCGGGGGAGCCGGGACCAGCAGCCGAAGACAACGACAACGCCGCCUCCUGCUCCGUCUGCGCCCCGGGCAACAGAUCAGUCCGCCAUGCCUGAGGUCCGGGACCUUGCCGAUGCUUUGCCCGAAGUGCCCAUGGACCCCAUCACCGGCGUCGGGGUGGUCGCCUCCCGCAACCGAGCGCCUACCAAUUACGAUGUAGUUGCCCAAACGACAGACGGUUUGGACGCCGACCUCUGGAAAGACGGCUUGUUCAAAUCCAAGGUUACGAGAUACCUGUGUUUCACCCGGAUCUUUUCCAAGGAGAACAGCCAUUUGGGGAACGUCUUGGUUGACAUGAAGCUCAUAGAUAUCAAAGACACCUUGCCGGUUGGCUUCAUUCCCAUCCAAGAGACUAUGGAUACACAAGAAACCGCUUUCCGAAAGAAGAGGCUCUGCAUUAAGUUCAUCCCGCGGGAUUCCACGGAGGCAGCUAUUUGCGAUAUCCGAAUCCUGGGCCGGGGCAAGCAAGCUCCUCCGCAGUAUACUUUCAUCGGGGAACUCAACAGCAUGGGCAUCUGGUAUCGAAUGGGCAAAGUCCCCCGGAACCACGAAACAUCUCAACCGACAACGCCUUCGCCACAAGCUCCGGCCACGACGCCAGCCGCCAACCUUCCCAGGCACAUAUCUCUGACGCUCCCUGCCAGCUUUCGAGGGAAGGGGCAAGGCACGCGGCCAGACUUUGAGUACCAGCACUCCAACUUGUAUGCCAUAUCAGCCAUGGAAGGCGUGCCUUUUAUGAUCUCGGAGAAAUUCGCCUGUGCUUCCGAAGGGGUGAAGCCGGUCGAUCUCCUAGGGAUCACAAUUAAAUCCUUGGCCGAAAUCGAAAAGGAGUACGACUACAGCUUCAGGACAGAGCAAAGUGCUGCCGCUCGCCUCCCGCCGAGCCCGACCCGGUGCCAACAGCUCCCACAAUCCUGAGCUCCUUUGCCCGCUUGGGAGACGAUGCGCACACAUACUACUGAGAGGGGAAACGAUUCCCCUCCCCGACACGAAACCUUCUCCCCAAUCCCCCGGCCCUUGACUCAAACAGUGUUACUGGAUCUCCUACCAGCAAAAGGGACACAUUUUUCCCUCCCCACCUCUUAACUCUGACAUUUUGUACCAUAUAACUGGAUCGAUUUUCUCUUGUGUUUUUUUUUAUGUACCUGUGGUUGUGUUGGAGAAGUUGACCGGACUGUCCUUAGGUUUUUCAUCCAUUGACUGCUUCUGGAAACACUUUUUCGUCCUAAUUGAAUUAAUCUACACCGAGGUGGACCAGUUACGCAUCCAUCUCUUUUCAUCAGCUGCCUUGAGCUUCUCCGGAACCGUUUCCUCACCAUAAGUAGACUUCAAGGUAUGACCUGCCAACCCACCAUCCCUUUUUUCAUCUUCUCCUUCCAAAAAAAUAACUUCAUCUGUUCUGAAUAGUUCCCAAAAUCCAACAUUGAAAUCUUCUCCACAUCGUCUCGGAAACCCCCAUAUUGUGCUAUCUUCCAGAUAGACAACUUGGCCUCCAAAAACUUCAUAUCACGUACCCUGAACUCAUUGAUAUCUCUGUCUAGGUUGGUGUUUCGAUCCGGAUCGAACCAAAAUAAAUAAGACUCUCUUGGGCAUUCAGUUGACCAGCUCUGCCUUGGGAUGCCCACCACUUGCCGUUGACUUUUGCCUUCUCUACCAAGAAAAUUACACAAUCUUCAAUUAUGAUACACCCAAGACCUUUCGUGGUCUGUUUGGGUUCAUGAAAAGCCUCGUUUUACACUAGCCUUGGGCUGUGUACCCAAUUCCCCAUGCAGAAUAAUCAGAUCCAAAUCUCUUCUUAUUUCCAUGAGCAUUUUUGAACAGAGAUCGACCCAGAUGAUCACUUUGGAAGCAGAAGAUACAUUUGGUGGUGCUUUUCUGCAAUCCAAACCAGCCCAACGACCAUAUACUCAAGGCUUUCCAAACCCAGAAAUACUUGAACAUGGCAACUAACCAGAAAAAAACAACAACCCAAUGCUUGUUGGGUCCUCCUCUCUGCUCAAUUUGGUGGCUUAUGACAAAACCAUCCACCACAUGUGCCUCCAGAAGCCUUCUCGAAAGAAACUUAAGACGUCAUUUCACCAUGGGGUUGGUUCCGGUUCGAAGGUUCGCCAAGCUUCAUGCUCCAGCAUGUUUUUUGUGGUUUUGACAGUUCUUCCAAGCCCCAAAUGCAUGCUUUCGUGGCGUUCCCUUCCUGACAUCGGUGUUAUAUUUUGUGCCCCCUGAAAGCCUGUGUGAUCUCUUGUGCCAUUUCAGGGGCAGAAUAUCUUCUGUCGGGCAAAACGUGGCAGCUAAGAGGGACAUGGAUAUUCCUUUCUCCCCCAAAACCCACGUGCAGAGGUUCAACUGUGUACCUUGUAAAUAUUGAUCAUUUCUAACUGUGUUAAAAGGCAACCAAGCUGAUUAUUUAAAAAAGAAAUGAGAUAGUUGCUUUGGUGGAUUGUUUGGGGCUGUUUGUUGUGUCCAUCUAAGCCUCUCCAUCGGUGGUUAAUGCAUGGUAAGAAAGAAAGAUCUGUUUUGUACCUUCCAGAAUGUAAACCUGAUUUUAAAAUAGUAUUUUACCCCCAGAAAGAGAAGCUAUUGGUGUUGAUAUGCAGAACAAUACAGACAACUAAUUAUUUGCUCGGACAAUUUCCAAAUGGUGGCCCAGGAGAUUGUUGAUGUUCAGGAAUGGUUCGGAGUCGUCUUCAUACACUCCUGUUCCUGGAUCAAUACUGACUUGGGAGUGUCCUUGGUGGCCCAGUAGAUAGUUGAUGUUCAUGACUAGUUCAGAGCCAUCUUCAUACAGAGGAUGAGAUCAAUACUGACUUGGGAGUGUCCUUGGUGGCCCAGUAGAGAGUUGAUGUUCAUGACUGGUUCAGAGCCAUCUUCAUACAGAGGACAAGAUCAAUACUGACUUGGGAGUGUCUUUGGUGGCCCAGCAGAGAGUUGAUGUCCAUGACUGGUUCAGAGCCAUCUUCAUACAGAGGAUGAGAUCAAUACUGACUUGGGAGUGUCCUUGGUGGCCCAGUAGAGAGUUGAUGUUCAUGACUGGUUCAGAGCCAUCUUCAUACAGAGGAUGAGAUCAAUACUGACUUGGGAGUGUCCUUGGUGGCCCAGUAGAGAGUUGAUGUUCAUGACUGGUUCAGAGCCAUCUUCAUACAGAGGACGAGAUCAAUACUGACUUGGGAGUGUCCUUGGUGGCCCAGCAGAGAGUUGAUGUUCAUGACUGGUUCAGAGUCAUCUUCAUACAGAGGACGAGAUCAAUACUGACUUGGGAGUGUCCUUGGUGGCCCAGCAGAGAGUUGAUGUUCAUGACUGGUUCAGAGCCAUCUUCAUACAGAGGACGGGAUCAAUACUGACUUGGGAGUGUCCUUGGUGGCCCAGCAGAGAGUUGAUGUUCAUGACUGGUUCAGAGUCAUCUUCAUAUAGUCCUGUUCCUGGAUUAAUAAGGACUUGGGAGUGUCCUUACUGGCCCAGCAGAGAGUUGAUGUCCAUGACUGGCUCAGAGUCAUCUUCAUACAGAGGACGGGAUCAAUACUGACUUGGGAGUGUCCUGGGUGGCCCAGCAGAGAGUUGAUGUUCAUGACUGGUUCAGAGCCAUCUUCAUACAGUCCUGGAUCAAUACUGAUUUGGGAGUGUCCUAGGAGAAAUUAUGGUUAUCAUUUCCAUAUUUCUGGUUCUGUACUAAUGGGAAGAUGAUAGAGCACUCACUUUGCCUAGAGAAGUUCUCCACUUCCAUCCUUGGAAUCUCAAAUGGAAAAGGUUGGGUAGGAAAUGCUUGAGAACCAAUCCAGGUAAACAAUAGAAAGCAUGUGUAUAUGAAGUAGACCAGUUUGGUGUACAGCAGCUUCAGAUGCUCGCGAUGGUUCUUCAUAACUGGACAAGCAAGUGUUUUGAAUGUAGAAAAUUAUAGGUUGGAUUCCCAUCAACUGCUGAUUUCUUCUCCAUUUGAGACUGUUGGGAACCAUUAUGAACUGGAACAGGAUAACACUAGACCAGUGGUUCUCAACCUCUGUGUCCCCAGGUGUUUUGGCCUACAACUCCCAGAAAUCCCAUCCAGUUUACCAUCUGUUUGGAUUUCUGGGAGUUGAAGUCCAAAUUAUCGAGACCCAUAGGUUGAGAACCAUUGCACUUGGCUAUAUGGACAAACUACGGACAUGAUUCAAGAUAUUCUGCCCUGGUUCCUUUUUGCUAUUUUCUCCACCUUAAAGUAGCCAUUGUGUGGUCAACCAGGAGCGAGUAGAUGAAAACUGAAGUGGCCUUCGUCACGUUCUAAUGCAAGUGCGCAUGUGCCGUGAACUUUUGCACACUGCUCUCUGAAUGCGAAAACACUAUUGCACGUGUUUGUGGAGCCCACCAACCUUCCAAGGUUGGCUGAGCUCAUAAAACAAGUCAAUAGACCCCCGUAAACGAACAAGCAAAACCUGCAGAUAGAAAAGUAGCAUGCCAGAGAGGUAUUUAGGAGUUAGUUUGGAAAGAUGUUGUGUUACGUACAUGUAUAUGUGUGUAUGUGUGUGUGCGUGCAGAAAACUGUGUAUAUUCCACUCGAAGACAGGAGCAGAUGCUAGUCAGAAAGAAAAAUACAGUCAGCCCUCAGGGGUAUAGUAUCCCAUGAAAGAGAAUGCCUCACUUUCUCCGAAUCCUCCUUGGGAACUAGAAAUCCCGUCCGUCGUCUUUCUCUCGUUGUUUGAAGAAUUUAAGGUUCUGACACCUAGUGGCUGAAGGUGGUAUUUCAGGCUUCAGAUCGAUUUCAAUUUUCCAAAAUGUAUUGAUGUAUUUUAGACACAAAACAGUGUUGUAACACAGUGACCAGACCACGUUUGUAUUGUCAUCCUGGAGGACUUAGGGAAUCUUAACACGUUGGAUAUCGGGAAAAAUAUUUGCCAUUGAUUGUGAUGGAUUCAUGAUCUCCUGCCUUCCUCCAAUGAUCUCAAGCUUGGAUGAAUUUCCUCCUACUUCCCACCUUAUCCUUACAACAGCCAAACGAGGUAGGCCAGACUGAGAGUAAGUGAGUUGUAUGAUAGAGAGGAUAUUGUAUCCGGAUAUUUCAAAUUCUUUAAUCCAACUCGAACCACUUCACUGUCUACUUCAAUGGAUACAGCUAUGACUAUGUCCUUCAAAGAGGAUGAAAACAACUAAAUCCAUCACUUUUCCAGUUGAUAAAAUGGUCUAUUUCGGCAAAAAUGGACCAAUGACCCAUUUAAAGCUUCUACUUGGCACUGCCUCUUUGCCUUCUCACUUGUUGGGUGCAUUUCGCCAACGGUUCAAAACCACAUCGGAUCGACGUAAUGUGAAACGUAUGCAUACAAGAACCUGUCUUGAGCCAUCCGAAAAUACAGGCCAAAAAACAACAACAAUGCUUUAGUGAGAAUCUUUGGUUGUGUUGUGUUUGUGUGUGCGUGUGCAUUUUUAAAAAAAGAUGCUAUGCAUUUUCUUUGUAAUGAAACCUUCAACGUGGAUUUAACUCACUCAUUCAUCCUAUUAAUAUUAAUCUUUCGUAUUUAUUUUAGACGGCCUUCCUUGUAUUUUUCCAAAGGGAAGUUUGUGUCCGAGAAGUUAGUCUGUAUUCUUAAUAUAAUUUGUUAAAUAAACUAAAAGUUUUAACCUC